AUGCCUGCGGGUUCUGGGAAUACGGGUGGAUCGGUGGUUGGUGCAGGGUCGUCACUGCUUUGCAGCUCUUUGCGCAGCACCGGUUCUAGCACAGAAGGAGGAUCUCAGCCUGUUAAGCGGUCGCUUAAGAAACCCAAGUUACCAGUAGGUCGCUUUGAUGAACCAGAGGAGUCCAAUACAGAGAGGGAACCGCUGGAAAAAUUUCCUGAUGGAAUCAAUCCCACUACAAAAGAGAGGGGUGGACCGAAAGGCCCUGAACCUACACGUUACGGAGACUGGGAGAGAAAAGGGCGUUGUAUAGACUUCUAACGUACAAAUGUAUCUAUUGCUAAAAAAUUACUUUUAGCUGUUGAAAAGAGAUAAUG
Tinamus guttatus (white-throated tinamou) is the source of this 365-nucleotide messenger RNA. The record is from RefSeq and is a predicted model, not a curated record. Lineage: Eukaryota; Metazoa; Chordata; Aves; Tinamiformes; Tinamidae.